AUGGAAUUACAAGGCGGCGUCCGAUGUAACUGGGUAAUGUUUCCGGACAUGUCCGUGGGCUGUGACAUGUUCAUUCGUUUGAUAGAUUUCGCGUCGGUCAGUUCGGUCGAACGUUCGUAUCAGGUGUCGGAUCAGGUUAGACGUAGAAAAAUCAGAAUGAAAACUGUAAUGCGGAACCAUUAUAGCUUGUCUAAGAAACGGGGAAGGCUUGGUCGAUCCAGUAUCGUACAAACUUUAGAAAGAUCUUUCCGCGUUUAUUGCGAAAACACGGGGUUGCAUGGGUUUCGUUACAUCGUGACAGGCAAGACUAGAUUGGACAGAGCAGUUUGGCUCGCAGUAUGCUUGGCAGCCAUUGGUUUUUGUUUGCUACUGAUGUUACGUUUAUGGGAACAUUUCUCGAAUAACCCCACUGUGACGAUCAUCGACACGUCGAAUCCGAUCAAGGAUUUACAGUUCCCGGGGAUCACGAUCUGUAAUAACAAUAAAGUGUAUAAACCACACGCGGAUAUGGUUGCGAGAAAAUUGUUGACGAAUGGAUUCGACAUCAAUAUGAGCAAUAAGCUAUUCUCUUCCCUGAUGAAACUGAUACGGCCAGAUAAAAUCGAGAUCGAUAACGCAACAGCGUCCUCGGCCCUUGACACCCUUGGUUACUCGGUCGAAAAACUUAUGUUCGAGCUAAUGCAUCCUUGCAAUUUAUUAUUGGCGAGGUGCGCCUGGCUCGGUCAGAUCUAUGACUGCAAUAAAAUAUUUAAAACCGUGAAAGCGAACGAGGGAUUCUGUUGCGGAUUUAAUUACCAUUAUGAUCUUACCAACAAUUACAACAAUGACGACUCGUGGUUGGCGAACAUAACAACGACCGACGAGGAAAAUCUGCAACCGGAUAAUUCAUCAGAAUAUCUGCCAGGUGUCGAUGAAAUUCUGCGUGUACCAGGUACAGGUCGUGACAUUGGUUUAUCAGUAGCCCUGAACAUCGACGGUGAAAACUAUAAAAGCUCGGUUAGACAGUUCGUGGGUGGGACCGUGCUGAUACACGAUCCGAUAGACUAUCCGGAUGUCGGUGCGCAAACCGCCACCGUGAUCCCCGGCCACGUAAUGGUGCUGACACUUUCUGGAACGAAAAUACGAAGCUCGAACGACAUCCGCAAUAUACCGCUGCGCAAAAGGAUGUGUUUGUUCGACGGUGAGAGCCCCGGGGAACGGAAAUACAGCUACCAAACGUGUAUCUCGGAAUGCAUUCAGCAAAAUAUUUACGGGUCCUGUGGUUGCCUACCAUUUUUCUUUCCUGAUGAACAUCCAGACACGCGUACCUGCUACUUAACAGAUGUGGAUUGCAUUCUGGCUCGCAGAAGAAGCCUAUCGCGAGUUCAACUAUCCCAUAUAAAUGAUUGCAAAUGUCUACCGCAAUGCAACGACGAGACGUUCGACGUAGUCGGUGAAUCGAUACGAACCGAUGACAUAGGCUAUGACAGCGAAUUAACGCAUGGCUUGAAUGCAAAGAAUACCUCGUUCCUCUACGUAUAUUUCCGGGACGGCACGUAUCUCGAGUACCGCAAGGAAACCAUCCUCGGCUGGGAUAGCCUUCUUGCCUCUUUCGGGGGAAUCUUUGGACUCUGUCUGGGUGGCUCGGUGCUAAGCUUUGUCGAGUUUCUGUAUUAUAUGACAAAGGAGCUUUUAGCUGUCCGCGGGAAGAAACGUGCAUUACGAAACGACAAUUUACCACCAGCCUCGAAGUUAUUUGUCUCCAGAUCCACGAAUAACGACUUGGUAAAGACUGAGAAAUGCGUGUUCCACGUUUGGACCGAACAAUUUCCGCGGCAAAAUCCGAAAAGCACCUUUGCAUCUUAA
Messenger RNA from Dufourea novaeangliae, 1845 nucleotides. Its product is annotated as pickpocket protein 28-like. Gene Ontology annotation, molecular function: ligand-gated sodium channel activity. Gene Ontology annotation, cellular component: membrane. The record is from RefSeq and is a predicted model, not a curated record. The coding region runs from base 1 to 1845 and encodes 614 amino acids. Gene Ontology annotation, biological process: sodium ion transmembrane transport. NCBI's taxonomy places the organism in Eukaryota, Metazoa, Arthropoda, Insecta, Hymenoptera, Halictidae. The transcript has 12 exons.